CAAACAAAGUGAAUAUCAAUGAUCCCUACCAAAAAAGCAGCAUUUGAGCAGCAUUAGAGGGAAGGGGAAAUGCCAGGCUGCAUUCUUGGAGCGCCUCUUACAAUCGCGGCACGGUUCAGGCCGUGGCUGGAGGGGGAUUAAGCAGAAGCACAUGACGGCCCAACCCGUGAUCCUCCUGUUCAUGCUCUGACCAUGCCAAAUGAAUGAACGUCCCUUCGCUCUCCCGUCCUCUCCUCCAGCAUGGCCUCACCGCGUCUGGAGACGUUCUGCUGCCCCAACCGAGACGCCGCCACCGACUUCAUCGUGAACUUCCAGCCCGUCUUCUUCGGCGCCAUCUGCAUCGGCAGCGCCAGCGUCAGCCUCCUCUUCUCCGUCCUGCAGAUCCUGCCCAAGCGGAGGGGCUACAGACGGCUCGGCCAGUACCCGCUCCCCAAACCGGCCUCAUCGUCCAGGAUCCUCUUCAUCAUCAGCAUCUGCGACAUCUUGGGAUGUGUAGGAAUCAUCAUUAGAUCAUCCGUCUGGCUCGGCCUGCCCAGCCUCAUAGGGGACAUCUCCACAGCCAACAGCAGCGAGGUCUGGCCAGAGGUCUUCUGUGUGGGCAGCGCUAUGUGGAUCCAGUUGUUCUUCAGCGCCUCCUUCUGGUGGAUGUUCUGCUAUGCAGUGGACGUCUUCUUAGUGGUCAAGCGAUCUGCGGGGAUCAGCACCAUCGUGCUGUAUCACAUGAUCACCUGGGGGCUGGCUGUGCUGCUCUGUGUGGAAGGCGUGGCCAUGCUCUACUACCCCUCCAUCUCCAGCUGUGAAAACGGCCUUCAGCACGCAAUCCCACACUAUGUCACCACCUACGCCCCUUUGCUGCUGGUCCUCCUGGUUAACCCCAUCCUGUUCACUCGCACUGUGGCUGCAGUUACAUCACUCUUGAAGGGCCGGCAGGGGAUCUACACGGAGAACGAACGGCGCCUCGGAACCGAGAUCAAAAUCCGCUUCUUCAAAAUCCUCCUGGUCUUCUUCAUUUGCUGGCUGCCCAACCUCAUCAACGAGAGUCUGCUCUUUUAUCUGGAGAUGCAAACAGACAUUAAAGCCAGCGAGCUGAAGAACAUACGUAACGCAGCUCUCAUCACCUGGUUCAUCAUGGGCAUCCUGAACCCCAUGCAGGCUUUUCUCAACACGCUGGCCUUCCACGGCUGGACAGGGCUGGACGUGGAUCUGAGCCUGCAGCCGCGGCGGGAGCUGGCCUGGGACUCGGCCUCGACCUCGCUGGUGACGGCCGGAGGCUACAACACCAUGGUGGCCUCCACGCUGCUGUACCAGAGCCACGUUCAGGAGGGCAAGAAGCUGACGGGAAACGGACACCACCAGCCGUCCGAUGCCGUCAGCGUCUUGUCUGAAGGUUCAGAGUCUAGUACAAUUGAGAUCCACAUAUCGAGCGAGCUGCGAGACUGUGAGGAGGUAGACGCAGAAGGAGAGUCACUGGAGGACUCAGCGAGGCGCUAACGGGCUAAAAACCCAACGCAACCCUGCCGCCAGCCUCUCCUCUCUUCAGUCCUACAAAACCUCAUUAUAUAUCCAGACUUAGUCCAGUUACAGCAGCUUCAACGAGAAUGUCAGUUUCAGUGUUUUCAUUUAUGUUGUACUGCAUGGGGUGUAUAUAACACAGUACGGAUUUAGGUGCAGUUAAGGAAUCCUUUGAAAAUGUCUUCAGAUACAGCUUAUUAAGUAAAAACGUUUAUGUAAAUUUGAUAUGAGACAUUUCAGUUUAGUUCUUGUGACUUUCAGGGGUUUCAGGUUAAGGGUGGGCUGUAAGACACAGUUCUAAACACUUAGAUCAUUCAGUGUUAGGAAAUCUGAGGAUGUAGAGAAGAUAUUGGUAGAACUCUUCACCAAAGAGUGUCAUUUACAAAGACUGUAAAGAUAUAUGUUGCUUAUUUUUUACAUUUAUACUGUCAUUAAAGAACACCUUUUGAA
This is a messenger RNA of Colossoma macropomum (tambaqui), 1962 nucleotides long. RefSeq names its product G protein-coupled receptor 143 (gene gpr143). Gene Ontology annotation, molecular function: L-tyrosine binding; L-DOPA receptor activity; L-DOPA binding. The coding region runs from base 241 to 1491 and encodes 416 amino acids. Gene Ontology annotation, cellular component: plasma membrane; melanosome membrane. Gene Ontology annotation, biological process: melanosome organization; regulation of calcium-mediated signaling; cell surface receptor signaling pathway. The record is from RefSeq and is a predicted model, not a curated record. The transcript is spliced from 9 exons. NCBI's taxonomy places the organism in Eukaryota, Metazoa, Chordata, Actinopteri, Characiformes, Serrasalmidae.